AUGAUGUUGACGUACCCAAAAUGCACUUCGCCACCAGAUAAAUUGCAAAUAUGGCCUGAAAUUAGAUACUCCGUUGAGUCUGACAACCUUUGGCUGGAGCUGUGGGAGUUUCUCGGGAUAAUAUCCUCUGUACCACCGCAAGAGACAAAAAUAUUGGAGAAAGGCGUCCUACAUGAAGUACCUCUAUGUUUUCCUGGAGCGAGACUUAACUACGCGGAAAACUUGCUCAAUAGGACAGACGACGCAAUAGCAAUAACUGGAGAAUCAGGAGUCAUCACCAACUGCACCUUCUGGGGGUUACGCGAAAUGGUACGGGUCAUGGCCGCGGCGUUGAAGGUACACGGAUUGAAAGUGGGUGAUCGGGUCGCAGCAAUCAUAAGCAACUCUCUACACUGCGUCAUCAUUGCUUUGGUGACAGCAAGCAUAGGAGGUAUAUUUUCAAGUACUGCGACGGACAUGGGAACUUCUGGCAUCCUUGAGAGGUAUCGCCAAAUCACACUCAAGUUCGUUUUCGCUGAAAUAGAGGUGUUAUACGGGGGAAAACCUGUGGCUCUCCUUCCUAAAGUCACAGAGGUGAUAAAGAACCUCUUUUACAAAGGUCUACAGCAAGCCAUUUGGCUAUCGAGUCGUAUGAUGGGGUAUGAAAUAAAUCUUGAGAAUGCCACGAGCAUUACAGAAUCUGCAGAUAAUCGCAAACUUGAAUUUGAGCAACUUCCUUUUAGUCGGCCUCUCUUUAUCUUAUACAGCUCUGGGAUGUCUGGAAAAUCCAAGAGCAUCGUUCAUUCCGCAGGACUCGGUGCUUCUCCAGAGGACACUUACUUCCAGUACACAACCACGCGUCCGAAAGCAGCGGCCACCAUAGCCCUUGACCGAACGCCUCCUUAG
Messenger RNA from Laccaria bicolor S238N-H82, 885 nucleotides. RefSeq lists its product as uncharacterized. The transcript is spliced from 8 exons. NCBI's taxonomy places the organism in Eukaryota, Fungi, Basidiomycota, Agaricomycetes, Agaricales, Hydnangiaceae. The record is from RefSeq and is a predicted model, not a curated record. The coding region runs from base 1 to 885 and encodes 294 amino acids. Gene Ontology annotation, cellular component: cytosol. Gene Ontology annotation, molecular function: acetoacetate-CoA ligase activity.